This is a messenger RNA of Phaeodactylum tricornutum CCAP 1055/1, 4942 nucleotides long. RefSeq lists its product with no specific name. The coding region runs from base 41 to 4942 and encodes 1633 amino acids. The transcript is spliced from 6 exons. Gene Ontology annotation, biological process: DNA repair; mitotic cell cycle; DNA-templated DNA replication. NCBI's taxonomy places the organism in Eukaryota, Bacillariophyta, Bacillariophyceae, Surirellales, Neidiaceae. The record is from RefSeq and is a predicted model, not a curated record. Gene Ontology annotation, molecular function: protein binding; DNA binding; chromatin binding. Gene Ontology annotation, cellular component: nuclear replication fork.
CAGCGUAUUGCGAACGAUACCUUCCUUCCGUUACCCAAGGAUGACCACGGCGCCGCUCACUGCAGCUCAAUCUUCUCCCUUGACUAUAGCCAAUACGACGACAACGACAAUCAAUAGCAAGCCUCUCGUGGAUUCUCUUACCAAUACUGUUCCAGAGACAGUCCAAUCCUCUGGACGAGACGGUAAUUCCUCAAACAGUGAGACCAACAAAAGCAACAGCAACAGGACUCCCACUAAAUUUGCUGCGUUGUCCGAAGUGCCGCAUCGACGCUCGGCAUUGGUGUCUACGGCUCACUCCGUCACGUCGAAAUCCAAACAGAAUUCUACUCCACCGGUAGACAUGGCAACGGCGUCCGGAUCAGCCAGUCAAGGCUCGCACGGCGAAAACACGGGACGCUGGACCGCGGAAGAACACCGCUUGUUCUUACAGGGGUUGGAACAGCAUGGCAAGGGAUGGAAGAAAAUCGCGUCGCUCAUCAAGUCGCGAACCGUCGUACAGAUUCGGACGCACGCCCAGAAGUACUUUCAGAAAUUGGCCAAGGCUCGCCAAAAUGGGGAAGAAGGCGAUGUCGCCAUGGAAGGUCGCGGUGGCGUGGCUUCCAUUACCUCCGUCUCGACAACUGCUGUUUUACCCAAGCGACGUCGCCAGACAACCGGAACAAAACGCAAGGCCAUUCAAUCCGUCGUGGCUUCCGCCCAGCGGCAAGGCAAGAAACUUGCCGCCGCAAAGACGAAUCCUACUCGACACCAUCCCUUGCCGCCGCCCCUACCAACGGUCGCCCCCGCACUCGCGCAUUACACUCUCCCCAGUACUGCGAUGAUGGCCAAAAACGGCACCGCAGUGAAGGAAGAAUUCGUCUCGCCCACCAAUCUUUCAGGACCGGCCCUAGAAGAUUCAUUAUUCCGCUUCUUAACCCCGGUUCCGGUAUCGGAACCACCGCUCAACGAAGUAGCUCGUCAAGCCGGUGCCAACCCGAUUUCUCUCCCCACCGACAACCCAAGCUCUAUUCCAACGGUGGGUGCAGGAGAAAUCUCGCCCACGGGAGUUUCAGAUUUGAUGCUUUACCCCUCGUGGACAGACUCAAAAGAGCCACCUUCUUGGUACAGCAAGGGCGCCGACAUUGACGCAUUGCUCGAUAUGGGGGAUUCGUUGGACUGGUUGGACGACACGGGGGAUUUGAACGAGUCAUAUGUACCACCCGUCGUGGACACAGCAAUGGCCGCUCCAGAACCGCACACGACCUUUCACAGGUACUCCGAUCUGGGACAUUCAAAGGGACUUCACAGUACCAGUGUGACGUCUCUGCCACAUGUCGAUUCCAACGCAAAUGUGGAAUCCGUUGUGCCGCCACUUCCCUCCAUAUUCGAUGGAGCCCCCGACUCGGGAGAGCAUCUUGAGACCACGGAAGGGAUGAAAGCCCAAGCAUCGGAUCUCUCGCACAAACACACGCACUCGUUUACGGCCUGUCCGCUUCGACUCACCAUGGGCACGAUAGUAUCUACAGUGGGUCGGAGCGCAGAGACAGAUUUUUUCGUCACCGAGUCUCUACAGUUCCUACUGUCUUGGAACGAGGGACCAAGACGGCAAACGCGGCGGAUCCAUGAUCCAACACUCCUUGACGGAAUUGACAGUAACGAGAAUAUUCUCGACACGACAGUCGCCCCCAUCACAAUGCCAACGACCAAUUCGCCAGUCGAAAGCCGAACGUUGUCGUGGACGGAUCUCGGGUUGGACACGGACGAAGAUCACCCGCGUCGUUUGUUGCGUGUGCGGGACGACGUGAUUGCCUACGGCGGCGACGAAGGCACACUGGUACGCUUACCUUUCGUCACAACGAGCAACGCCCAAAAUGCCGACACGGGGUCCACGCGACCCUUGGCCGUGCGUCGCUUUGAUGAAGACGCCAUACGUGCCGUCGCAGUCUCGGACGACGGAACCCGCGUUGCCGUCGGAACGGAUAGCGGUGCCACUCUUUUCUACCGUUACGAGUUGGAUGGACACGUAGUAGACGCACCUGGAAAGGGGCUCGUCUCCCGACACGGAUUUGUCACGCACGACAGUGACGACAACAACAACAACAACAACAACUCCCACCAGAAACCCUCGGCAGACUUGUUUGGAUCGCAGCCCGACGCCCUCGCCUUUGUCCCACAGCAACGUCCCGGGGAAGUCGUCCGUCACGGACCCGUCUUUGACGCUCCUGUACGGCAACUCCUCUUUCUCCCCGACUCGCAUUUCCUCGCCAUUGCCACGGAAGCCGGAUUGGCCGUUGUUUCCACCGAUACCGACAGCGGCAUUGGUGGUGGCAGUCUGGACACUAACCACAACGAGAACGUCAACCACCACAACGUCAAAUACCUCCACCGGGAAGCCCAAACGGCACACGACGAAUCCGGCAUACGCGGACUCGCCCUCUGGCAAGCAAAGGACUGUCGUAUACUCUCCUCACUCGCCAUGGACGGGCGUCUCUGUCACUGGGAUGUCUCUGCUCCCACUCCCACACUCUGGAAACUACUGCACCGCGAGACAGUACCGACCGUUACCAAGCCCGACCUGGGCGAAAUGCUCGGUGCCGAUGCCUGGGAUCGAUCCACCAUCCCCGUCGCCCAUUCCCACGAAAGCAUACUCUUUUUGCCCGGAGAAACCUACGUACAGGCGCGUCGCUACCGCAACCACACCUGGGAACUCCUACAGUCCCCUACCGGGGCCACCAAUACUACCGACAAAGUACAGGGACACAUUGAAGCCAUUGUCGCCAUGGCCCCGGCACCCAACCCUCGAGAUCCGUACCUCGUCACCAGUGGACGCGACGGACGAGUCGUCCUCUGGAAACUACAGUACUCUCAUCACGACAACAACAACAACGACAACAAUCCAAACGACAAUGGUGACGGGCACAUUGUCUUUCAAAAACAAAUCCUCCAGACGGAUUCCGCCCCAACUCAUUUGUUGUGGACACUGGACCAACCGACGCAAACGGAACGUCUCGACAUGGUGACCGCCGACGGACACUGGACUACUCUGGUAGGACGCGACCAGAUUGCUCCGGCCUGUCCAACCACUGCAGUGACCCAAGAGAUCUCCCUCCCACACCGCCAAUCAGCCGAUUCCGUGCGGGAAAAAGAGAAGGAACAUGACGCAGACUCGGACGACAGCGUUGAUGACUUUUCUUCGAACAAACCUUCCACACACCAAAAGAAUCCGUUUGUGGACGACGAGGCGGAGGACGACAACGAUGACGAUACGCUCGAUACGGCCUCGCGUGGAAAACUGGAGACGACCUCACCAACGGACAAGCGCGCCUCCAAUCUUAACAGCAGCGCUCUCGAAGAACACCACAAUGAUCUAGACGACGACUCCAUCGGUGACGAUGACGACUCCUUCCACAACAUUCCGACUCUCACCACGCGACAUUCCGAUUCGAUCCAGUGGCCUGAACCACAACCCGCCUUUGGUCCUUCUUCCACAUCGCUUGAAUUGACUCGCCGCUUUUUGUGCUGGAAUCACAUUGGGUCCGUUACGUUUCUUCGAGGACAGGCCGGCAUCAACCGCAGCACGAUCGACAUUCACUUUACGGACUCGGCAUUUCGUCGGCCCGUUUCCUUCACCGAUAAUAUGGGCUUCAUUCUGGGGUCCCUGGGGGAAGACGGCGGAAUAUUCGCCACCGACUUGGCGGAAGACGAGGAUAUUGAUGAGGAGGACGACGAUAUGGACGGCUUGAACGUGUCGGCUGCUACCAAGGCCGCCGUCAAACGUUCGCGCAAGGGUCCUUCGAACAAACCGACCGGGUCGAGCAUUUACUUUCAUCGCUUCGAAACGUUCGGAUCCUUACGCGACAAGGAUUGGUACUUGACGCUCCCAGAUGGGGAGCGGGCUUUGGGGUGUGCGUCCGGUGAAGGAUGGGCCGCCGUCGUAACGAGUCGCCGUUUCUUGCGGCUCUUUUCUUCGGGCGGCAAUCAAGGAGAGGUGCUUUGGCUGAACGGCCACCCCGUCACCAUGGCUGGACGGGGACGGUUCGUCGCGGUGGUAUAUCACGAAAGUACACCGUUACCAGAUGGAACACAAAAACUCGGAUACUUGGUGUUGGAUGCGAUGGCGAAUCGCGUAGUUGCCAAGGGGCCAGUGUCAUGUAUUAGCGGUGCAUCGACUCUUUCAUGGUUGGGGUUCAGCAAUGAUGGAUCUCUGCUGGCCAUGGAUUCGGAUGGUAUGCUGUCAAUGUUGGUUUGCGCAUCAUCCUUGGAUGCGGAGGGACCGACGGAAAAACACUGGGAAUGGAUGCCAAUGCUGGACACGGUGGGGUUACGUAAAUCCCGGGACGAUUCCUUCUGGCCGGUCACAGUUUAUGACGGAAAGUUGGUGUGCGUCCCGCUCAAGGGUGGGAUGAAGCAUCCUGAUGCGGUGCGCCGUCCCGUCACGGCCGCUCUCGGCUUUCGUCUUCCCCUGGCCCGGGGUCCUUUGACCAAGACGCACACGUUGGAAGAGCUUGCGGUGCGCGCCGCGAUUGCGCUAGGGCAGAAAAAGGCAAUUCACGAGAUUAGCCGGGAAGGCGACGAGGACGACGAGGACUUUGAAAAAGAAUACCGUUCCCUUUCGGCCCAAGUGGACAAGGUCACGCUAAAAAUGUUUGCAGCAAUCGCGGAAGCCGGUAAAUUGGAGCGCGCUUUGGAUUUGGUGGAGCGUUUGCAUUUGGAAAAGAGCUACGACUUGGCCAUGACGAUUGGCGACCGGCACCGCAAACUUGUCGAUUUGAUCGAAGAGGCCAAGGAUCGCAAGUUUGGAGAUCCGGGAUCGCACCAAGCCGAGUUUACGACCAAAGCGGAAUCCCCGAACUAUCAACGCCCCCGCAUCUCUCCAGAUUCGGCUGGGGCAAAACGCAGUCUUGACGAUGAGGACGAGGACGUCCGAAGCCGUCUCGUGCGUCGCAAACCAACGUUUGCCUAA